Molecule: messenger RNA, 648 nt
Organism: Coprinopsis cinerea okayama7#130
Lineage: Eukaryota; Fungi; Basidiomycota; Agaricomycetes; Agaricales; Psathyrellaceae
Product: t-SNARE VTI1
Exons: 5
Coding region: 1-648 (215 amino acids)
Biological process (GO): vesicle fusion with Golgi apparatus; retrograde transport, endosome to Golgi; macroautophagy
Cellular component (GO): SNARE complex; endoplasmic reticulum membrane; ER to Golgi transport vesicle membrane
Molecular function (GO): SNAP receptor activity; SNARE binding
Source: RefSeq, a predicted model, not a curated record
AUGGACACGUCACCAACCUCCCUUUUUGACGCUUAUGAACAGGACUUUAAGCAGCUCGUGCAGUCGAUAGAGGAGAGGCUCGGGGGUCUGAAUGAUGGGAUUAAGGGUGAGGAGCGAAAUUCUGUCAUACGAAGAGUCUCUCAGAUGGAUAUCGAACUGCAGAGUAUACCCCAGAAUGUGCGCUCAAAGUACCAUAUCCGCUUACAAGAGGCCAGAAACUCUCUCUUGAAACGGAAGAAGGGACUGGCAGAAGCAAAGGCUAGCGCUGCUCGUUCCGACCUUUUGGCGUCUAAACCUGGAUCAUACCCUUCCUCCGAUGACCCCUAUGCCUCUAGCAGUGACAGGUCAAGACUGCUCUCAGGCAUUUCCAUGUUGGAGAAUGGUUCAAAGAGACUGGAAGAAUCUCAGAGACUUGCCCUCGAAACGGAAAACCAGGGAGCAGAGAUCCUUACCAACCUUCGGCAACAGCGAGAACAGAUUGAGAAUUCGCGGGACACGCUUUACAGGGCGGACGCGGCCAUUGAUCGUGCUUCUACAACUCUCAAGGCGAUGGUUAGAAGAAUGUACCAGCAGAAGGCGAUCACAUUUGCUAUUAUCGGCGUCCUCAUUCUUCUUAUUGUUAUCAUCACCUGGGAAAAGCUGAGCUGA